This is a messenger RNA of Apis mellifera (honey bee), 1269 nucleotides long. RefSeq names its product endophilin-B1 (gene EndoB). Gene Ontology annotation, cellular component: membrane; cytoplasm. The record is from RefSeq and is a predicted model, not a curated record. Gene Ontology annotation, biological process: membrane organization. NCBI's taxonomy places the organism in Eukaryota, Metazoa, Arthropoda, Insecta, Hymenoptera, Apidae. The transcript is spliced from 8 exons. Gene Ontology annotation, molecular function: protein binding. Bases 93 to 1037 code for a protein of 314 amino acids.
UCUUCACGGAGAUACUUGGAAUUAGUGAUCGAUAGAAAAUAAAGAGUGUCAGAGGUGAUUGUCGAGGAUUCACAUCGAAAUAGAUAUAAAAAAUGGAUUUAAAUGUUAAAAAAUUAGUAAAAGAUGCUGGUGCUGCACUUAGUAGGGUUGUGCAGUUAACAGAAGAAACAUUAGGAACAUCUGAAAAAACUGAAUUAGAUGCACAUUUAGAACAUCUUGCAGAUAGAGCAAAUGCAACUAAAACAUGGACUGAAAAAAUUCUUAGGAAUAUGGAAGCAGUACUUACUCCAAAUCCAGGCAAUAGAAUUGAAGAUUUUUUUUAUGAAAAAAUUGAUAAGAAGAAACCUAACAGAUUGAGUAAUCUGGAAUAUGUAGGCAUGGAUAUGAUAGAAGCAGGAAACAAUUUUGGUCCAGGAAAUGCUUAUGGUAGUGCAUUAAAUAAAGUUGGACAAUGUCAACAAAAGUUAGGACAAAUUGAAAGAAGUUUUAUUAAAGAUGCUGCAAUUUGUUAUAUACAACCUUUAAGAAAAUUUUUAGAAAGUGAAAUGAAAACUGUUACUAAAGAAAUGUCAAUAUUGGAAAAUAAGCGACUAGAUUUAGAUGCAUGUAAAAAUCGAGUAAGAAAAGCAAGAAGUAUGUUGGGUCAACAGAGUGAGUCUGGGGUAUCUCCUGAAGUAUUACUUGAUCAGGCAGAGAGGGAGUUGAGAGUAGCACAAUCGGACUUCGAUCGUCAAGCAGAGAUUGUAAAGUUAUUAUUGGAAGGAGUUUCAAGUUCUCAGGCAGGACACUUGCGUUGCUUACAUGAAUUUGUUGAAGCACAAGCGCGAUAUUAUGCUCAGUGUCAUGCAACAAUGCAAGAUUUACAACGAGAACUUGCUGGGACACGUCAACCAAGUCCUUUGCUGCGACUCAACAGCGAAGAUGUGAUCGAGUUAACACCUUCAAAUUCACAAUCCCAAAAUUCCUCUAUACAUCCACCACUUGCUGGUUCUACCUAUGUUACUGCUACCUUUGAUACUGAUAUCUCGAAAGUUUAGCUUUAAGACUAAUUAAUCGCGUUAAUGAAAGGCAAUAAUUACUUCAUUUAUUUAUGAUCUGAAAUCAUAAAUAAAAGCUUAUAGGGCAUUUCUUCCUAUGUAUACAUAGAUAUACAUAUAUUCGUUAACUUAUACAAUUUUAAAAAUAUGUUGAAUGAUUCUUAGUCUAUUAUACUAUUGCAUUAUGAACUUGUAACUCUCAAAAAUCAGUAAAUAAAUUAUCUUUAUGAAA